UUGCUUGCUACUGCAUCGCUGCAUUUAUCAAUGUCGUAACUGCGUCAUUUUGAUUAAUUUUUUAUGGAUUCUCCAAUAAUAUUACAAGGACUUUGUGACAGAAAAAGUAAAAUUUACGUUUCUGACGUCAAUGCUUGACGCAUUUACUCCUCGAAGAGUUGCCGAAAGACUUGUCCAUUUGUUUAAUUGUCGAUGUACGUAUUCUCUGUUUGUUUCAUUUGAAUGUUUAUUGUGUUUUGCGUUAUUAAUUAUUAGCGAGCUCCGUUGAGCUUUAUAAACGCGCGUGCGCGAAAAGAUCAAUAUCGAUCCGUUAGAUAGAUAGAUCCAUAUAGAAGUUAGAUUAGGAAAUUGGGGAGGGCAACAGUCCACGCGCUGCCGCGGCAUGUCGUUAAGAAGCAAUGAGGACACUUCCCUUUCAUCUGUUGAAGCGGCUAGUCGAGGAAUAAAUAUAAAGUAUAAAGAUUGUGAGACAUAGUAAAUUUAUACAAAGUGUAAAAUAUUCUGUUAAGUUCAAUUGUGAUUGAAGACAGCUUAGUCUGAGAAGCCUGUACAACAAAAUUAUCAGUCUACGAUGCUUACGGAAUGGAUUGGAGCUCUCAUUGUUGUUCUGAGUGUUGUAUAUAUUUAUUACAAGUAUGUGGUAUUCAGUUUCUGGCGCAAAAGAAAUGUCUUUUAUGUCGAGCCCGUUGUGCCAGCUGGUAAUUUGACAGCUCUUGUGACUGGAAAAGUGUCAGUAGGCGAACUCUUCCGUGAUGCCUACUUAAAAUAUAAGAGUUAUCGCGCUUUUGGAAUGUAUAUGUUUUUCAAACCAAAUCUAAUAAUUGCCGACCCCGAUCUGAUUCAAAUGGUGUUGACGAGAGAAUUCAAGUGUUUCCACGAUCGGGGACUGUUCUGCAAUGAGAAAACUGAUCCAUUGACUGGCCAUUUGUUUUGCUUAUCCGGGAAAAAAUGGCGGAAUUUGCGUCUCAAGUUAACAUCCUCUUUCACUCCGGGAAAAACAAAACAACUCUUUAUGAUUCUAAAGGAGUGCGGCGAAGAGUUUGCAAAGAGUUUAGAGAGCGAAGCUCGGACGAGAGAUUGUAUUGAGAUGAAGGAAAUGUUUGCAAGGUUUUCAACAGACAUAAUUAUGUCAACGGCAUUUGGAAUCAAAUCCAAUUGCAUGAAGCAGCCGAAUAACGAGUUUCGAUACUGGGGAAGGAAAAUCUUUGAAGAGAGGUCCCUUUUGAUGGCUUUCUCAAUGUUCGCACCUCAAAUAAUGGACUUUUUUUCCCUUCCUGCAUUGGACAGAGGCGUUACCAAAUUUUUUACGACACUGUUUCGUGAUAAUGUGGAAUAUAGGCGAACUCAUAAUAUCGUCAGGCACGAUUUUGUGAAUCUGCUUAUGCAACUCAUGGAGAAGGGCUACGUUGAACCUGAAGAUGAGAAAGAUAUUAGCAACAUAUCACCAAACGUAAGUAAACUUACUAUGUCGGAAGCGGCUGCGCAAGCUUUUGUCUUCUACUUAGCUGGCUUCGAAACUUCUGCCACAACAGCAACAUAUUGUCUGUACGAAUUAGCUUGUCACCAACACUUACAAGACAAGGUUUGCAAGGAAAUCGAUGAAAUAUUAAAAAAGCACGGCGAAGUGUCCUAUAAUGCCCUGAACGAAAUGACAUAUCUUCAUAAAGUAAUAAACGAAACUAUGAGGAAAUACCCACCUGUGCCUAUCUUGAAUCGCAUCUGUACCGAAGCCGUUACUCUUCCAACAACGAAUAUCCACGUGCCAAAAGGGACUUCGAUCACUAUACCAGUACUUGGAUUGCAUAGAGAUCCGUCGAUAUAUCCAGAUCCGGACAAAUUUGAUCCUGAACGAUUCAACGUAGAUGCGAUGGCAAACAGACAUCCUUAUGCUUAUUUGCCAUUUGGAGAAGGACCACGGAUCUGCAUCGGUAUGAAAUUUGGUUAUAUCCAAACAAAAGUUGGACUGGUGAGUCUUCUGUCAAGGUUCAAGUUCAAACUCCACUCCCAAACUCCGGUCCCGCUCACUUUCGACGAAGCAUCCAUUCUAGUACUUGCGGUCAAAGGCGGUGUCCCUCUUAUCGUUGAGCAGCGAUGAAGCAAUCACGCUGUUUUUUUUUUAUUUGAAGUAAAUAUUUCUAUUUAAAGCAUCCGAAAAAUAUUGUUGACUCAAAGUGCACAAAAGUUCUUUUAAAUGGGAUUAUUAUAUUAUGCUUUGCAUUUGUCGUUAUAUUAGCGGAAUUCUGGAAAUUGUAGAGUAUUUGAUAGAUAUAAGUGAUAAAAAUAUAAUUGAACUUGUAAGUUUUUGUAACUUUUAUUAAAAGGACAAUCAUGUAUGUGAUUUUAUCGUUAAAUAGAAACAAAGUUGCAAAUUAAUUUAUAAUAUAUGAUUACUGGAGCAAGUUCACAUAUAUUUGAACAAGCAGUGAAAGGAGCGUCAAUGCAUAUUUGUAUAUUUAAGUUAUACAAUAUUAAUUUUUAUAUAUUUAUAUCAAUUUUAAAAUGUAGAGAAACAUAG
Messenger RNA from Temnothorax curvispinosus, 2515 nucleotides. RefSeq names its product probable cytochrome P450 6a14. Gene Ontology annotation, molecular function: oxidoreductase activity, acting on paired donors, with incorporation or reduction of molecular oxygen; iron ion binding; heme binding. The record is from RefSeq and is a predicted model, not a curated record. Lineage: Eukaryota; Metazoa; Arthropoda; Insecta; Hymenoptera; Formicidae. The transcript is spliced from 7 exons. Bases 572 to 2095 code for a protein of 507 amino acids.